This is a messenger RNA of Ustilago hordei, 1392 nucleotides long. RefSeq lists its product as uncharacterized. The coding region runs from base 1 to 1392 and encodes 463 amino acids. Lineage: Eukaryota; Fungi; Basidiomycota; Ustilaginomycetes; Ustilaginales; Ustilaginaceae. The record is from RefSeq and is a predicted model, not a curated record. The transcript has a single exon.
AUGAUCCCCAGCAUACCCUCCUCGCCAUCCCGGCGAGCCACCUUGCCUUGCCUCUCUACCCUCCUUCUUCUCACCCUCGCCCUAUUCUUCACUCUCACACUGAGCCCUACCAUCGCAUCAGCCACCACCCUCCUCAAACGCGAUGCAUUUACCGAUGUCCGCGGCACCAUCGGUGACCAUUCCCUCUCCUCCGUCGGCUCUUGCCCCCACGGAGCCUACCCUCGCUCACUCGCCGUCACAUCCACUUCAUCCAUCUUCACCUGGUACUCCAAAGCUCCUUACGACGAAGCAGACGCCGAAUCAGCAUUCAUCAUCAUCCACGGUGUCAAUCGUAACGCCAACGCCUACUGGACUAUCCUCAACAAUGCUUGGGCCAAAGCACGUGAUGCUGGUCUUGGUUCUGCCCGGCCUAACUCGAUCCGUGUUGCACCUCUUUUCUUUAGCACGCUAGAAGAUGCAAAGGCGUACGAUGCGAGUCAGCUGGGAUGGGGAGAUCCGAAUGCAUGGACUGCCGGCGAAGGGUCGACGCAUCCUGCCGGGAGUGGAGUGUCGAGUUUUGCAGUGCUAGAUAUGUUUUUGAACCGGUUCAGUGAUAAGGGCGCGUAUCCGAAGAUGAAAACGAUUACGUUCGUAGCUCAUGGUGGUGGAGCACAGAUGUUGCAGCGAUAUGCUGUGUUAGGAAAGUCCAACCCGGAUCCUACUAGACUCAGUGUGAGAUACGUUGUGGGAGAUCCAAGUUCCGAGUUGUACUUCACACCGGAUCGACCAGUAGGUGUGGACACUGCAUCUUGCCCGACAUGGAACGACUACAGGUAUGGGCUUAACAAAUACACCGCUCCUUAUGCCGGGUUGUCGGCUUCUCGAGCACCAGCGUUGUUCAAGUCGUACGUAUCGAAGGAGGUGCGCUACGUGGUUGGUAUUGCCGACGAGGCAUCAAAAAAUGGCGAUCAGACUUGCAUGGCUCAUGCUGUCGGUGGUGAAAAGCGUCGAAACCGAAGCCUUGCUUACUGGAAGUACAUCCAUCUCUUAUCCGGAGGUACUUCUCCAGAUCAGCUUACCAAGUUCCCUGGUACCUUCCCAGCCCUUGACCCCAAAUACGGCCAGACAAGCCAGACGAACAUCCCGAGAUCCAGCAUUAUGGUGGCGACUAGGUUCAGGGGUGUAGAGGUGAAGCAUUCGUUGACGAUGAUCGAUGGGGUCGGUCACAGUGCUAGUAAGAUCUAUGGUUCGACUGCGGGUAGGGAUGCAUUGUUUGCUGAUCAAAAGAGCUCGGGAAGUGGGGAUGUGCCGGAUUUAUCGAACGAGUUGAAUGGAUAUACGGCAGAUGAGGCUGGUGCUAAGAACUAUGCUGGUGGUGACGACCAGAUUGGUGGUGACGACCUAGGUUGGUAG